This is a messenger RNA of Sorghum bicolor (sorghum), 1091 nucleotides long. RefSeq lists its product as uncharacterized. The record is from RefSeq and is a predicted model, not a curated record. Lineage: Eukaryota; Viridiplantae; Streptophyta; Magnoliopsida; Poales; Poaceae. The transcript has a single exon. Gene Ontology annotation, biological process: negative regulation of abscisic acid-activated signaling pathway. Bases 297 to 923 code for a protein of 208 amino acids.
ACUUGCUCUUGCUCAACUCUUGACGUAGGCAUUGGAAAGUUAAAAGAAAUCACCCACACGAACGGCAAUCUUUGUUGCAUCAGCCUGCAGAUACAUUCCUGCCCUCUGGUAGCAAAAUACGGCAGGAAACUGGAAACAAGUAGCCAUAUAUAUCCUUAGAUAAUGUGCAGUACGUCGCUGUCGCAUUACACAAUCAUGCUCAUCUAAUUGCAUUCUCACUUCUCACAAAUACAAGACGGUCGGGACUUUACGGAACUUGCUCCGGCGACAUCCAAAAAGCAUUUGCGUUGCACAGCAUGCACGUGCUGUACCAUAUGGAGGCAGAGGUUGACAAGCAGAGAGUAGGAUUCACCGGGCUAAACGGCGGCGGCAACGGUCACCGUGGUCACCACCGCGCCGUCAGCGCCGCCGCACUGGUUGAGCUCAACCUGCUGGCCGGGAUGGUGAGCACAGGCUGCGCCCGCCAGAACACCGCGCAGCCGCCGCCUGUGGUCGUCGUGCUGGUGCCGGACGUGGCGCGGUCACCGGCAGCGGUACCGGCGGUCGAGUCGGAGCCGCCGCAGCUGUUCGCGUGCCACUACUGCCGGCGACAGUUCUACAGCUCGCAGGCGCUCGGCGGGCACCAGAACGCGCACAAGCGCGAGCGCACGCUCGCCAGGCACCGCGGCGACGCGGCGGCGCCACUCGGGCUCGGCCACGACCACAUGUACGCCGCCCGUGGUGGCGGUGGGGCGCCGUUCGCCGUCGUCCAUGGCGCCUUCAUGCAGGCUGCGCCGGCGCCGGCGCUGGAGUGGAAUAAUGACGCAUGGAGCGGCCAGGCUGCCCCUGCAGCGGUGGUGGCCGUCGGCGAGCGGUUGUCCACUGGCCCGGGGGUUGGAGCUGCACAAGAGCUGCCUAAGCUUGAUUUGACUCUGAAGCUGUGAGCGUGAACCUGUCAGUCCUACAUAUACAAAUUUUUCUUGCUAGCUCAAGCAGCGAGUAUAUACAGUGUGCCAUUUCCUUCUCUUUCCACGGCGUCUGCAUGCCUUGAACAUAUAUAUAUGUAAUGUAAGUUGGAUUUUGCUUGUAAUGUAUGUUACCAUCAUUGUGAA